Messenger RNA from Clonostachys solani, 1113 nucleotides. The record is from the annotation of a GenBank genome assembly. NCBI's taxonomy places the organism in Eukaryota, Fungi, Ascomycota, Sordariomycetes, Hypocreales, Bionectriaceae.
AUGUCUACCAAUUCUCAGUCAAAAUCUACCUUCGUGACUCGCCUACCCCGUGAGGUACGGGAUGCCAUAUAUCUAGAGCUCUGGCGUUUCAUUGGCCUUCGGCAGCACGUUGUCUCUCAUCGCAAUCAUGAAAAUGCCGAUCCAGAACACCCUGAAUGGCAUUUCUGCCGCUACAGAUGUGUGACCGACUUCGAGGUAGAGGACCAACUACAGCAGGAGGUCGAAUUGUUACGAAUCGAACAGAACACUGAACCAAUGAGCCUGAUCCACAACAUACCCUACCAGAAGCAGCUCGCCUCACCUUGGCAUAACCACUGGGCAUACGGGGAGGAAAUAGAAAAGAUUCACGGUGAAGAAGUUGUCAUGACCCGCAGCACUUCGGGGUUUGGGUGUUGGAAGCCACCAGUUCCUCGGCCGAAGCCUCGCGGGAAAUUGAGGCGAUUUCUGGGCAAAUUCAAACAUAGGGGAAGCCAAUCUCGCACUCCUGGACUUGACUUAAGUCCUUACAUUCCAAUGCUGCUGUCAUGCAAGCUGCUGUCGUCGGAGUGCCUCAAGUCUCUCUAUGAGUCCACCACAUUCGUGUUCACCGAUAUCGUUGCUCUACAGAGAUUCAUCGGGGUGUGCCAACCAAAUGCAACUGGAGAGGUACGCACAGAUAAUGAAAAUAGGCCGGCCGGAUUUCUCAAAUAUGCCCGAAACCUUGAGUUGACGCUCACCCCGGUGUUCUAUCUCGAUGUACCGUGUUUCAUGGCACAUGAUAUACAUCCCGCGGAAGACUUCCACAAUCCAUACGACUUCCACUGGCUUAAACUUGGCCAAUUUGAAAAUCUCACCAGCAUCAAAAUGUGGGUUUCAGCUCGGGACUUUCGAUUACACGGCCACGCCUCUGCCAUAAACUGGGAAACAAUAGACGAAUUGGGCGUCGAGGGUCUAGUAAACUUCUUCUCGUUCUUCGCAAAUCUACAAGAACUUCUCGUGAGCACCCCCUCGGGGAGGAGAUCGAGCCCGAAGACGGGUUUGUCGAGGGGAUUACAACCCAGCCCAGCCACAAGAUCUGGAAAAGAGGGACAGGCGAUGCUUUCCACCCGAACAUGGAGUUUACUUAUGGAAUGA